AUGGCGUUGCCAUCCUAUGCAGGCUGGCUGGUACGCCCUCAACAUCCAGUCGAUUGUAGGAUUCGUUUUGUCCUCUGCAGUGCUCCUAUAGAAGUUAUGAUCACUUUCUCCCCGGUGCAAUGGGAAUCCGAAGUGUCCGGUUACAGAAAACUUGAGAUCCCAAGUAAGGGACUUUCCACUGAUUUAGUAAUGCUUAGAGUAAGUUGUAAUUGGGUUUCGCAAGUUGGGAACCGGUUUACCAGUUGCCCGGUGUCAGCAACUGCUCGGGACGCUGGUCUCGGAUUUCUUUGCCCAGUCCCUCGUAAUGCCGGGGUCACGAAGUUGAUGUCUGGGUACCGGCUACUAUCGAGCGUUGAUCCUCAAAGAUAA
Messenger RNA from Nezara viridula (southern green stink bug), 369 nucleotides. The record is from the annotation of a GenBank genome assembly. Lineage: Eukaryota; Metazoa; Arthropoda; Insecta; Hemiptera; Pentatomidae.